This is a messenger RNA of Mugil cephalus (flathead mullet), 2832 nucleotides long. RefSeq lists its product as uncharacterized. Gene Ontology annotation, molecular function: transmembrane signaling receptor activity. Lineage: Eukaryota; Metazoa; Chordata; Actinopteri; Mugiliformes; Mugilidae. The transcript is spliced from 8 exons. The record is from RefSeq and is a predicted model, not a curated record. Bases 95 to 1762 code for a protein of 555 amino acids. Gene Ontology annotation, biological process: cell surface receptor signaling pathway.
CAAGAGGACAAAAUUGAAACUGCUUGUUCGUGUCUGGUCAGUCCUUGGUGUCGUAGUGGGAGAGUUGGUUCUCUUGUCUGUGUUACUCUGUGACAUGAAGGGUGGACUACCUCUGCGCCUUUUGGCAGUGUUCACACUCGUGGCAAGAUGUCAGCAAAAGCCACAAGUAACCUUAUCAACCAAAUUAAACCAGAUCUUCAUCGGAGACUUGAUUUAUUUGAAGUGUGACAACAUUACGAAAGGCGAUGAAAAAAACGUGAAAUGGUACUUAAAUGGCCAGGCUCUAACACAGACAGGACAGUUCUUGAAGAUACCAGUUGACAGCGGCAGUGAGGUGGGUCCUUACCGAUGUGAGGACGGUGUAGAAAAAAGUGAUCCUUUUACCAGGCCCGUCUCCGAUCUCACUCCCAGUGCCUCACUCACCAUCCAUUCAGGCCAGCCAGUGAUGCCGAGAGGUGGUUCAGUUAACCUGAAGAUUGAGCACGAGGAUGGUCUGGUAGGAUGGUUGUGCUGGACCUACAGGGGAAACAAGCUGUACAAAGUUAUCCUGAGAAAAAUGGAGAAAGAUGCUGUCAGUUACAUCUUUGAACCACAAACAAAGAGUCUCCCUGAGACAAUUGUCUGGUGCUCUGAUAAAACUACGGAAGUGAGAAGUAACCAAAUCAUCCUGCGGAACUCAGAUAAAGAAGUACUUCUGGAAAUGAAUCCCUUCCCGCCUAUAGUUGGAGAGAGUCUGACUCUGGCGUGCAUGGUCUGGGGCACAGAUCGAAUUAGCCAUGCUGUUUUCUAUAAGAAUAACGCGAGCAUUCAUAGUGGUGACAAAUCGACCUACGAAAUCCCUCAUGUGACAGAUUCUACAAAGAGAGAAUAUAAGUGUGAGGCCGUCUUCACAUACAGGGACACAACUGGUGGGCCUCCAAGGACUGAGACUUCGGAAAGUCAAGAAGUGUUUGUUCAAGGGCGUCCCAAAAGAGCAGCACUGACUGAAGACAGGUCGUGCUCUUGUUCAUCUUGCCCCGACGGAGCAUCUUAUCGGUACUACAAGAAAGAUGGUCAGUCAUGGGUCCUUCUCAGUGCCAACCAGCAGCCGACCGUGGGAGGUACUUACCGGUGUCGAGCUGUGUGGGGCAACAAGAGAUCUUUUCCCAGUAAUGCCCUUGAUCUCCCCGACUCCGGUCCUCCUCUGAUCAUAAUCGUAUUAGUUGUGAUCGUUCUGUUGGUUGUUGGUGCGACUAUUAUCUACUUUGUAAUGAAGAAGAAGAGGAACCAAGCCACAGGGGCAAUUUACGAGGAUGUGGGACAGAAGGCACGAGACAAAGAUGAGGACAAAUACCAGGAACUGCAAGUGGGGCGCGGGAGGGAUGCUGAAUACGACACCCUGAAGCUUGAAGAAAUGGGCGGAGAGAAGAAAGAAGGCGAAUAUGAAGCACUGAAGAAAGAUGGAACGAAAGAAGGCGUAUACCACACCCUGGGACAGGCGGCUGCAGCCGGAGGAGACGGGGGGUAUGAAGCACUGAAGAAAGGGGGGACGAAGGAAGACGUAUACCACAGUCUGGGACAGGAGGGGGCAACAGGAGGAGAGGGGGGGUAUGAAGCACUGAAGAAAGGGGGGGUGAAGGACGACGUAUACCACAGUCUGGGGAAAGAGGGGGCAGCAGAAGGAGAUGGGGGGUAUGAAGCAUUGAAGAAAGAGGGAACGAAAGAAGGGGUAUACCACACCCUGGGAAAGGAGGGGGCAGCAGGAGGAGACGAAAAAGCAUAGAAAAAGGACGAGGAAUCUGAGGUAGUGGACGAAAGAAAGGGGGAAAUAUAAGUGACGUGAAGUCAUUUUAUUCUCAUGCAAAUUAGCAGGCCAGUGACAUCAGGGUCUGGUCGUUCAGAUUCUAUGAUCAGACAAAACUAUACAUACAAUCUAGUGGUGUUUGAAAAGAGCAAGCAGUAACUUCAGGCGUUUCUUGGGCACGUAUCCCUGAAUAAAGACGUAAAUUUGUUUCAGUCAAGGACAAUCUCAGGUUUGUGCAAGUGGGAUCCAGAGUUUUAUACCGACUGUAUGAUUGGCAGGGAGACACAUUUAGCUAAUAUGCAUGCAUGCAUUGAUAUUAUUCAUAAUCAUUACACAUAAUACUUCGCCUACAUUUACAUCCAUUUUAAGCAGUAAAGCAAGUCGUCAUAUAUAUCUAGUCAGUCAUUCUGCUCUGACGCUUUGAGGAAAUCUUGCCAGGGCUAAAUGCUCAUUGUACAUAUACUUCCAAUAAUCUCAUCAUACAGCGAUUAUGAGUAUUUGUGUUUUCCUUAUUAUCCUGUCAGUUUAUUCCGUCAUUUUCUUCCAUAUGUACACAUAAUUAUACUAUUAUUUGUAAUGUACACAUCACAAUAACCAUCAUAUUUCACACUGUGGUAUAUAUAAAGGAGUAUCUUAUCUUAAUGAUAUCAGCUUGUAGACAUGUUUUUAAGUUUCUGUAGAAAUGCAACAUGAUAAAAGAUGUAGUCCAUGCUUUGGUUUUCCUUUUUUUUUUUUCUAACUUAAAUGAGUGGCAAUGAACAUUUGAAUGUUUUAUUUUUAACCUGUUCAUACCCAUGUACAUUUGAGGAUUGUUACAUAUUCACAUAGCAGUCUAACGGGUAAAUAAUAAGACUCUCUUUUGACUGGAUUUUGGAUGAUACAGUGUUCCAGUGAAUACCACUGAAACUGUGCAGCGUGUCUCUGGCGUGGAAGUAGUCUCUCAUUUCCUAAAUGUAUAAGUAUCACGCAAAUGCAUUUUUGUAAGCAAUGUAUGCCAAGCAUGUCUGCAAUAUACACAAUAAAGGCUUGAAUAAAGACUUGAAAGAUCA